CCGAGAACUAAGUGCUGAACGUUCACAGAAGUCUGGUUCCAAGAACUGCUUUCAGACGGCACUUCCAAGAAAAUAUACCAGAGUGCGUCACCAUGAGCGGCGCAGAUGAUGGCUGCAUCCAGUUCACCCGCCAUGCGGGUGACGUGCUCUUCAACCUCAACCGCCUACGAAGCAGGCAUAUCCUCACCGAUGUCAACAUCCUGGUUGGGGGACAGGAGUUCCAUGCGCACAAGACCGUGCUCAUGGCAUGCAGCGGCUUCUUUUACACUAUGUUUGUAAACAAUCAAAAAAGCGAUCAGACUGUGGUUAGCCUGGAUCUGAAGGUAGACCCCAAUGGCUUUGCCAUACUCCUGGACUUCAUGUACACUUCUCGCCUGACCCUCAACGAACACUUCAUCCUGGCCACUCUGACUACAGCCAUAUAUUUGCAAAUGGAGCACAUGGUGGAGACCUGCGAAAGGUUCAUGGAGUCUAGGGGCUUGUGUGUAAAACAGCACAGAGCUGAAGCAUCAUCUAGCCCUGAGCCCUUACCUCAAGAUAUCAUCUUCAACCUCAGAGAGGUUUCAAGGAACGCUUUGGCCGACAUCAUGAGCCUCGACCCUCCAGUCUUGCACUAUGCAGUCAGUACCUCCACCAGCAGCCCCAUGCGCUACUAUGGCCACCUGCCUCUUUCUGUGGGCAGACCCUCUGACGCCAGCCCACUGUUCCAGCAGGGCCUGGACACUAGUGCCAUAACCCAGGGACGGCCUUCUCCCCCAGAAAGACAGGACUACAAACGAAUGAACAGCUCCGGCGUCUUCCCUGCCCACCAGCCCAGCCGUCCCUCGGUGGUCCUCCAGAUCCCGCCCUCCAUGUCCCGGCCGGAUCAGGGACACCCGAGGGGCCUCGCUGGGACAAAGGUGGAGGAGGAGGAGACAGAGAGCUUUGGCCAUUCGCAGGCAGUUGGGCCGCACAGCCCGCUGAAGUCAGACUGCCAGCCCAACUCGCCGGCGGAGUCCAGUGGCUGCAGCCGGGAGACGGUGGACCCUCAGAGACUCGUUGGUGGGUCCAAGGUCCACAACUGGAAGAAGUACAAGUUCAUCACACUUAACUCAUCUGAAGGAGAGGAGCACCAUGGAUCAGACAGCCCCUCCUACACUGUCCUAGAACCCACCACCAAGUGUAGGGAACACCUAGCCAUGAGCCUCUCGAAUGCUACCAGCAGCUCUGGGGAAGAAUGCGUUCAAAAUGCUCGGGUUGAUAGCUCUCUCUGCAUAGCCACGCACAUUCAGGGAGAGGAAAGCAAUAUUGACAUCUCUCAGGCAAACCACGAGAGCAGCAGCCUUGUCUGUAGCCAGUGUGGUUCCCGAUUUGGGAUGAGCUCUGAGAACCACCAGCGCCUCCAGCGGGGCAAACCGUACAGGUGUGACCAUUGCCAGACUGCCGUCACCUAUAAAGGCAAUCUCAACAGCCCCAAGUCCACCAGCUCAGGUGAGAAACCUUACCGCUGCGGUGUGUGCGGCGCGCAGUUCAACAGACCGGCGAACCUCAAGACGCACCUGCGCAUCCACUCAGGGGAGAAGCCAUACAAGUGUGAGACGUGUGGCGCGUGCUUCGUCCAGGUUGCUCACCUGAGGGCUCAUGUGCUGAUCCACACGGGCGAAAAACCGUAUGCUUGCAACGUUUGUGCCACCCGCUUCCGGCACCUGCAGACACUCAAGAGUCAUCUGCGCAUCCACACAGGCGAGAAACCAUACCGCUGUGAGACGUGCGGGCUGCACUUCCGGCACAAGAGCCAGCUCCGCCUGCACCUGCGACAGAAGCACGGCGCUGUGACUAACAGCAAGGCCCUGCACUCGGGGCCCCAGCGCUAAGCUGCCCUGGGCCUCCACAGUCAAAACAAAACCAAAACAAGAGCACAGUGUACACAGACUGAAGCAAAAUACACUUUGCAUAGUGCAAUGUUCACGGUAGAUGUAUGGAGUGUUAGGGAUUUCAGUGUAUUUCUCCUCCACACACCUGUGCUCAUCCAUCCUUCACUUCACCUGGUACAUAAAGGUAGAGGGAAUCAGGCUCUGGUUCAGUCAAACCUUUGUUCAAUAUUGUAGAUGGGUUUUCUGCACAUUUUAUAACUGAGUGGCUCUAAAUAUACGUUACAUUCACCCCCCGGGUAAACCAGACCACAGCUGUAUGUAUUAUAAAGGUGAUGUCCCAUAGUUAUUUUUCUGUACAUGAAAUCAAAUUACAUUUAUUUUUGGAACUGUUGAAUGUGGUACACAUUAGG
Electrophorus electricus (electric eel) is the source of this 2263-nucleotide messenger RNA. RefSeq names its product BCL6A transcription repressor b (gene bcl6ab). NCBI's taxonomy places the organism in Eukaryota, Metazoa, Chordata, Actinopteri, Gymnotiformes, Gymnotidae. Gene Ontology annotation, biological process: regulation of transcription by RNA polymerase II. Gene Ontology annotation, molecular function: DNA-binding transcription factor activity, RNA polymerase II-specific; RNA polymerase II cis-regulatory region sequence-specific DNA binding; protein binding. The record is from RefSeq and is a predicted model, not a curated record.